Salarias fasciatus (jewelled blenny) is the source of this 2305-nucleotide messenger RNA. It is a transcript of the gene gnb3a, whose product is annotated as guanine nucleotide binding protein (G protein), beta polypeptide 3a. NCBI's taxonomy places the organism in Eukaryota, Metazoa, Chordata, Actinopteri, Blenniiformes, Blenniidae. The coding region runs from base 204 to 1226 and encodes 340 amino acids. Gene Ontology annotation, biological process: signal transduction. The record is from RefSeq and is a predicted model, not a curated record. The transcript is spliced from 9 exons. Gene Ontology annotation, molecular function: protein binding.
CGAGCAGGUGUGUCCUGUGGCUUCCACUGAGUGUUUGUACACAUUUACGAAACUUUGCAAAGUAGACGAGGGCCGGUUUGACUUGCAAAAUAGCACUUACUUGGAGAUUUAUGCCGGGGAGGACAUUAACUUCAAAUUGGCGCAGGAUAACUGACUUUCCUCUCCUCAUCUUCCGCUGGUGACAGUGCCUAUCAACCAUUGCCAUGGGGGAAAUGGAGCAAUUGCGAAAAGAGGCAGACAGCCUCAAAGACCAGAUCACAGCAGCUCGUAAAGCCGUGCAGGACACCACGCUGCAGGAGGCGUCAGCCUCCAUCACUGUGGUCGGGCGUGUCCAGAUGAAGACCAGGAAAACGCUAAGGGGUCACCUUGCCAAGAUUUAUGCAAUGCACUGGUCCACUGAUUCAAAGCUGUGCGUCAGCGCCUCACAAGAUGGAAAGCUCAUUGUGUGGGACAGCAUCACAACAAACAAGGUGAACGCCAUCCCCCUGAAGUCAUCGUGGGUGAUGACCUGUGCCUACGCACCUUCGGGAAACCUGGUGGCCUGUGGCGGUCUGGACAACAUGUGCUCCAUCUACAACCUCAAGGGCAAGGACGGGAAUGUGAAGGUGAUGCGUGAGCUGGCAGCACACACAGGUUACCUGUCCUGCUGUCGCUUCCUCAGCGACAGUGAGAUCAUAACCAGCUCAGGAGACUGCACUUGCGUACUAUGGGACAUAGAGACGGGGACCCAAAAGACUGUUUUUGCGGGACACCAGGGAGACUGCAUGUCCCUGGCUGUGUCCCCAGACUUCAAGUUUUUCAUCUCAGGGGCGUGUGACUUCACGGCCAAGCUGUGGGACAUCCGGGAGGCCACAUGCAGACAGACCUUCGGAGGCCACGAGAGCGACAUCAACGCCAUUGGAUUCUUUCCCAACGGCAACGCGGUGAUAACAGGAUCAGACGACGCCACCUGCAAACUGUACGACCUGCGAGCCGACCAGGACCUCAUUACCUACCAGGACUCCAGCAUCAUGUGCGGUGUGACCUCCCUGGCUCCGUCUCUGUCUGGACGCCUGAUUCUGGCCGGCUACGAUGACUUCAAUGUCAACAUCUGGGACUCACUCAAAGCUGAGAGAGUGGGAGUUCUGGCUGGUCAUGACAACAGAGUGAGCUGCAUCGGAGUGUCUGCGGAUGGCAUGGCCUGCUGCACAGGGUCCUGGGACAGCUUCCUCAAGAUAUGGAACUGAAGCUGGUCCCCAUGAGCGAAGGAGAGCAAAUAACACCUACCUUGGAAAAAGUGAAGAAAAAUUGGAAGAAAUUAAAAGCUGGCGGGAGGGAUGAGGGGCAAAGAGCCACAUAGGGUGAGAAGAAGGUGUUUCAAUUGUGCCAAGUCCAAUCUCAUGUUGGAGAGGGGUCGCGGUGUGAAGAGUGUCCUCUCUGUCACAUUGCGCUCUGACCGUUCUUCUCACGUUAUGGAGGAAUUUCAAAGCGGGACAAGGGGUGGGGAUCUCAGAAAAUGUCAUUCCUAUCAAUAGAUAAUUAUUCUGUGAUUCAAAUUGAUAAUAUAUGCACACUUACUGCAGCAAUUCAAAUGUCACCCAAGGAGAACAGUUGCCAAAUGGAAAUGGUAGCACACUGGAUUAGAUAGAAUUAAAUACAUGUCAAGUCGCAGCCUCAGUCGGGUCACACAAGCUCUGCUGUUACGCUGCGUUUUAUAACAAAGCAUAAGUUACAUCAUAUGAAUAAUAUGAUCGUUUGCGUCUAUUGUUUCAGAUUGUUGUUUGUUCUUAGUUUUAGUCGAUUCCCUAGAUGCUUACGUUGACUUCCUUUUUUCAUUUUCUAAUUUAAAUCAAAAUGGAGUUCUAGUUUGCAGAUGUCUGCAUUAGUGUUUGUUUUUGUAUGUGAUCGGUGGACAUUAUUUACCAGGAUUCUGGGUCUGAAUAUUUGGCCUGACCCCUCAGUAGCUAGACCUGAAAAGUGCUUUGGGUAAACUGCUGAAGUGACAGAUGGGAUGAUAAAAUGGUUUUCAUGGUUCACUAAGCACUUACAAAAAAAAAAAGAUGACCCAUUUGUCUCAGGACAGGACUCUUUGUAUGAAUGUUACAUGGAUGAUAACAGCUAUAGUGCGCUUAUGAGCAGAACAUCUGAAUUUGUAUAUAGGAGCUUACUUUUUCCUCUGCAUGCUAACAGAUAAACUUGAAGGACAGUUUGUGUACAUAAACUAUAUCCAAGCUCUAACCAGAAUUUGGACUGCCUCUUUUCCUACUCUGGAUACACACUGUGCAAAAUAAGCAAUAAUACUUAAUAAACUUGGGAUUCUUCAUUA